Messenger RNA from Acanthosepion pharaonis, 1218 nucleotides. Lineage: Eukaryota; Metazoa; Mollusca; Cephalopoda; Sepiida; Sepiidae. The record is from the annotation of a GenBank genome assembly.
AUGUUUUUUCCCUUCCUUUUCUUCAGUCACUUAACAUCUGCUGCAUUUCUUUUUGUUUUUCACUUUUGUCUCUUUCUUAAUGUAAUCACUUUAUCCUUCCUAUCUCAUUACACUUUUUGUCUUUCCUUCUUUUUAUUUGUCUCUUUCACAUGCACACAUAUUAUAUCCUGUACUUAUUUUGUAAUAGGCACUCUCAUUACUAAUUCUCUUUCUUUCUUUCUUUUUUUUUCUUCUUUCAUGCACAUAUAUCAUCUCUCUUAUGAAAUCAAAAUUUGUUUUUCUUACCUUCUAGAAAAGGCCUGGCAAGAACAACAUGAGGCUACUGAGGACCACUGCAUGCACGGUCGGUUGUGUAGGAACCGCAGCUCCUGUACAGUUGGUAGUCGCUGUUAUCGCAUGCAUGUUCUGUGUGGCAGCAUUGUGACAUUGAUGUCAGUGUUAGAAGCUGUUAUGGCACGCCAUUCCUACAAUAUGCGCCUCAGCAAAGCUGAAUCUUCAAUCCGUGUGGUACGAAUAAGACUGAACAAUGGUGAACGGGUUGUUGGCAUCCGUUAUCCUGAGCAGCUUAUUGUAGAGGCAGAGAAGGUCCUUAAAGAACACCAAAUUGUCAACCGUGUCCAAACAACAACCAAUUGUCAACCAACUACUGAUAAUAUCAUGAGAAAUUUCAGUGCCACACCACACAAAAUGGUCAUUGAAGAAGUGACUCCAGUUGUUUCAAAGUAUUUGGUGAAGGCCUUCACACCACCUGUCACUAUGCAUACUUUCUUCAAAUCAUCCAGAACAGGUAGAAGUCCCCAUAAAAUGCAAAAGUUAGCUUUGGAAAUGGAAAAGCAACAACAGCAGCAACAGCAUCAUUAUUCACAUGUUCAGCCUUUACCACAAUUAGCAUCAUCAUCAUCACCUUCAUGCUCUUUAAUGCAGUCACAUACUCAGCAUUCCUCUUCCUUGUCCUCAUCACCAUCUUGCUCCUCCUCCUCCUCCUCCUCCUCCUCCUCUUCCUCGUCAUCAUUUGUGAGUUGCCUCACUCAUGAUGAUGCCAGUGUUAGUUGCAACAACACUCUUUCUUUUCUUUUAACAGUUCUAGUUUCUUCAUCUUGUCAACAGCGGAACUCCUGUUCUUAUAGAAUUCUUUCUUUCGUCUUGUGGGACAAAAAGGAAAGUUAUUCACACUUGUUAUUUUACCCUUCUCCACCUUUAACUGUAUUUACCUUUUAA